This is a messenger RNA of Tetrahymena thermophila SB210, 609 nucleotides long. RefSeq names its product transmembrane protein, putative. The transcript is spliced from 3 exons. The record is from RefSeq and is a predicted model, not a curated record. Lineage: Eukaryota; Ciliophora; Oligohymenophorea; Hymenostomatida; Tetrahymenidae.
AUGUCUAUACUCUCUGGUUAUGUAACCUACUUAGGAUAUGGUAUGUUAACAUACAAGACACUCCAAUCUUUCUCUAAAAAUUAGAAACCUUAGGAAGAAAAUUAAGAAGGGUUAUAAACACCUGAAGAACAAGAGGAAAGAGAAAAUUAAAUUCUAAAUAUAGAUAUAUUAAAACGUUGGCUAAUUUUUAUAGCUUUCUUAUUGCUUGAACCAUUCUUAUUUGCGAUUGCUGAACUAGUUCCAUUCGGAUUGAGUAUUGUGCUGAUUAUGAAAUUACUAAUAAUAUAUCCUCAUGUUUUGAUACAUUUGUACCUUUACAAACUCUUGGAAAACUUAGAGUUAGACAAUUAUGCUGAAAAUAAAUUAUUUGUUUAUAUUAGCACAUUUUUGAAAGAAAUUAUCAUUUUUACUCUUGAUUUGAUUAGUGAGGCUGUCAAGUAUGUAAAUUUAGGGGAAUUAAACGAAAUCGAAUAACACAUCGAUAAGAUAAACAAGAAAAUAGGAUUUAAAGUAGAAGUGUGUGAAAAAAGGAAUUCUUUGCUUUCAGAUAAAAAAGAUAGACCUUAACAUUAUCAAAGUUGUUUUAGCUUCAGAAAGAGUGCUUUUUGA